Molecule: messenger RNA, 2425 nt
Organism: Striga asiatica
Lineage: Eukaryota; Viridiplantae; Streptophyta; Magnoliopsida; Lamiales; Orobanchaceae
Source: the annotation of a GenBank genome assembly
AAAAAAAAAAGAAAAAGAAAAAUCGCAUAAAAAGUUCAGAUAGUUUCUUCUUUCCUUUAUCGGUUUUUGGUCAAAAUAGUUGAAUUGGUGUAUGAGAUUUUUUGGUUCCUUUGAUUCUGAAAAUAAAAAGAGGAGAGGGAAGUAAUUAUCCAAAAAAAAAAAAAAUUUACAAAACUCUUCGAAAAGGGAAAAAAAAAAUCCAAUGGCACAGGUUCAGAUGCAGCCUCAGGUGCAGGUGGUGAAUGUGGCUUCGUCCGGCGGUGCGCCGUCUGUGACUUCUCUGUACGUCGGCGACCUCGACGCGAACGUCUCUGAUUCCCAACUCUACGAUCUGUUCAGCCAGAUGGGAGAUGUGGUCUCCGUUAGGGUUUGCCGGGAUUUGACGACUCGGGGAUCUCUUGGAUAUGGCUAUGUCAACUUCGGCAACCCUCAAGAUGCCGAGAGAGCAUUGAUGGAACUGAACUUCACUCCUCUCAAUGGGAAACCCAUCAGGGUAAUGUAUUCUCAUCGGGAUCCUAGUGUACGAAGAAGUGGUGCUGGAAAUAUAUAUAUUAAGAAUUUGGACAAGGAAAUUGACCACAAGGCUUUGCAUGAUACAUUUUCUGCCUUCGGCAAUAUUUUGUCAUGCAAAGUAGCAACAGAUGCUUCUGGUCAGUCAAUGGGCUAUGGAUUUGUGCAAUAUGCUAGUGACGAAUCUGCCCAGAAAGCUAUUGAGAAGCUUAAUGGCAUGCUCCUUAAUGGAAAGCAAGUUUAUGUGGGACCCUUCCUCCGCAAGCAAGAAAGAGAGAUGUCGAAAGACAAGACUAAAUUCACUAACGUGUUUGUGAAAAAUUUGUCUGAAUCAACUACUGAAGAGGAUCUUCAGAAGAUAUUUGGUGAAUUUGGAACCAUCACCAGUACAGUGGUGAUGAAAGAUGAAGAUGGAACAUCAAAAUGCUUUGGAUUUGUUAACUUUGAAAAUCCAGACGAUGCUGCUAGAGCAGUUGACUCUCUCAAUGGUGCAACAAUUGAGGACAAGGAGUGGUUUGUCGGGAGAGCUCAAAAGAAAUCUGAGAGGGAGAUGGAACUGAAAAAUCGGUUUGAGCAGAGUGUCAAGGAAGCAGUUGACAAAUCUCAGGGGUCAAACCUGUAUGUCAAAAAUCUGGAUGAUAGCAUUGGUGAUGAUAAGCUUAAGGAACUAUUCUCUCGAUUUGGUUCAAUAACUUCGUGCAAGGUGAUGCGAGAUCCAAAAGGAAUUAGCAGAGGAUCAGGCUUUGUUGCAUUCUCAUCACCUGAAGAGGCUUCAAGAGCUCUUUCUGAGAUGAAUGGCAGGAUGCUUGCUAACAAGCCUCUGUACGUUGCUCUUGCUCAAAGGAAAGAAGAUAGAAGGGCACGGCUGCAGGCACAAUUUGCUCAACUGAGGCCGAUGACAAUGGCGCCUACUGUUGCUCCUCGUAUGCCAAUGUAUGCACCUGGUGGUCCUGGGCUAGGGCAACAGAUCUUUUACGGGCAACCUCCACCUGCAAUCAUUCCUUCUCAACAUGGAUUUGGCUAUCAACAGCAGCUUGUACCUGGUAUGAGGCCUGGUGGGCCUCUCAUGCCAAAUAUGUUCCUGCCUAUGGUCCAGCAAGGGCAGCAAGGACCACGUCCUGGUGGAAGGAGAGGUAAUACUGUUUCAAUGCAACAGGGCCCAGUUCCUGUAAUGCAACAACAGAUGAUUCCAAGGGCACGUGGUAAACCAUACCCUCCUGGACGUGGUAUGCCUGAUGUCUCCUUGCAAGGAGUGCCUGGAGGUAUGCUCUCUGUCCCGUAUGUUGGCGGCCUUCCCAUGCAUGAUGCAGGAAUUUCUCAGCCAAUUCCUAUUGGAGCUUUGGCAUCUGCCCUUGCUAAUGCUUCUCCUAAUGAACAGAGGACGAUGUUGGGUGAAAAUUUGUACCCACUCGUUGAACAAUUGGAGCCUGAGAUGGCUGCUAAGGUUACUGGAAUGCUUCUUGAAAUGGACCAAACAGAAGUUCUGCACUUGCUCGAGUCACCCGAAGCUCUCAAAGCUAAGGUUGCCGAGGCUAUGGAUGUCCUCAGGAACGUAUCUCAACAACAGGCUGGCACUCCAGUCGAGCAGUUGGGUGCAUUAUCCUUGAAUCAAUGAAUUUAUUACUGGCUUGAAACAUAUAUUGCUCGAAAUUGGUACUCUUUUAAGAGUGUUCUAUUUUAUUAGGCUUUUGGUUUGUUGAAUUUGGAGAGCAAGUUUGAUCGUGUGCCUUAUGCUGAUGUUUCUUAGCUGGCAUAUCGGAUAUUUGGAUGUGUCUAAAACUCUGAAGCUUUGCCUGGUUUUGGUUUUUAUUUAAUUUGCAUGGACUUGUGGAUUGGACAUGGAUUUUAUUUAAUUUGCAUGGACUUGUGGGUUUGGACAUGGAUUUUUGUUUUGUAAUCAUCUAUUUGUGUUUUG